Hypoxylon trugodes is the source of this 1829-nucleotide messenger RNA. RefSeq lists its product as uncharacterized. The coding region runs from base 352 to 1716 and encodes 454 amino acids. The transcript has 2 exons. The record is from RefSeq and is a predicted model, not a curated record. Lineage: Eukaryota; Fungi; Ascomycota; Sordariomycetes; Xylariales; Hypoxylaceae.
GUAUUUUAUAAAAUUUUCAUAUAAAUCUAAGAAGCUAACACUAUUUACGACGGAUAUUAAGUAAUUUUUUUUUUGACUGGUGUAAUGUAUCAAUCACUGUAGUGUCGACAUUUUGAUAGAAUCCCAUAGCGUUUAUUGACGUCUCAGGCGGUAAGGAUAUCGACAGACCAGGGGUAAUAGGGGGCGGGACGCUGUAAAUUAGGUAUCAAUUAAACCAUAACGCCCUGUAUUUUAGCUCCCCAUAACCCUUCUGGGGGUUCGAAUUUACAUAUCUCAAUCCCAGUAGCAUUCUACUUCGCGGCUUUGAAAUUCUCAUGGUGGUGUUUAUUUUAUAACUAUUGAAGAUGGCGUAUGAGCCGCUCGCCAAUACCCAAACCGAUAUCCUGCAAAGGUUUUAGGUACGAUGGUAGACUUACCGUGAAAAGGAUACCUCGUGCCAACCCCGAGGACAUAAAGUGGCUCUUCUCCGAAGAUAAAAAUCCAGAGGAAUACAGUGAAUGGCUUACAGUAAGGUGUGCGACAUUGAUUAAGCCUUGGCUAGAUGCCCAAUUCCGGCAUUAUGGCAUGUCUUUGCGUUUGGGUUUAUGGCCUAUGGGUCAGGAAAUGCGAGCAAUCAUAAUGCAAGAAUACCUACAUAAAGAAUCUCUCAAGCCCGACUUUGAUGACGAAAGUAGGCAAUACAAACCUUUCGCAUCAGGCCAAUUCGAGGAGUUGGAAGCCGAGUGGAGAAAUCAAUGCGUAGCAUACGAGUUGUCUUGUGCCUCCGGCCGCCGGAGAGACAACUUCGAUAACUUGGCCACUUUAGAGGAGAAACUCAACUUCGACGUUGAUAUGUUCAUGAACACUUACUAUAGUAGCCGGGACACCCUUCCGGACCCAAUGCCAUUUCGUGGGAUCGAUUUCGAUUUUGUCAUGGAGGUAGUAUCUCGAGUACGUGAUUUAUAUGCUCAGAAAGCCCUCGCCAGUCGGAAAAAGCUACUCUGGAUCGGGUGGGACAAGAAAGAAGUUAAACUAACAUGUAAGGGCUUUGCAGAGAUUCGACGUCGAGAAAGAAGGAAGCACGAGGCACUCGUUCGCGAAAAGAAAUUGAAGGAGGCGUUAGGGUGGCGGCGAAGGCUACAUAUAGAAUACGUCGUAGGAGAAAAUCGUAAAGAAAGGAUUGAGGGCUGCUACAUUGCGGAAACGAUCGCUGAUGUACUUUUCCCUCACGCGGGACACAAACCAGAGAGCCACUGGAUAGAAAUCAGGGAUACGAUCCGACCUGGAAUAUACCAGAUAAUUUCCGAGUCUCUACCGGCCGACAGUGGGAUGCUAAUAAUUUCGCGGGAUUACGAUGACCUUCAUGAGGAUUCCGACUACUACUCGACAGGUGAAGACUAUUCUCUGACCGGGUCGGGACGGAAGAGGAAGCGGCAUGGCAAAGACUCUCCCAGUCUUAGGGCAAAACGUAUGCAGCUAUCAAUACCGCACAAAAUCGAGGGGCGUACCCAGUACUAUACACGUUGGCGCGACUGUCUGGCUACCGGCGCACCCUCCAUGGGAAUUCAUCAACCCAAAAACGGCGAGGGUGAAGGAUGGAUUGAAUUUUUCGAGAAAGGCAGGGCGCAAUUUUUCGCGGAAUUAAGAGCUCCGGGUCUAGUUAAUGUGGUUCGCGGUUACAAAGUGUCGGACAAGCCCCUAUUUGUCGCCGAAGAAUACCUUACGCGGCCUAGGUAGGGCAUAGGUACUACCUAGGGGGCGGUCGUGUCGUAGAUAAGCGUCUCGGGAUAUGCUGUAGGUAUCUUCGCGCGGUGAAUCAGUCAUAGACUUAUAAUGUAUAUUGUCGAAUG